This is a messenger RNA of Linum trigynum, 1125 nucleotides long. NCBI's taxonomy places the organism in Eukaryota, Viridiplantae, Streptophyta, Magnoliopsida, Malpighiales, Linaceae. The record is from the annotation of a GenBank genome assembly.
GUACAGAGCAAGUCCUUUACCUACACAGUUCACACUUUUGCAGUCUCCUUUUCACUGCAUUCAUUCUUCUACUCCAUUUCACUCACCAGUCAGUCGCAAGCAGCCAAAGAAAUCGAAGAAACCCUUCUCCCAUCUAGGAAAAAACAGGGGCGAAGAAGAAAGCUGAGAUUUGAGGAGGGCAAGGGAGAUGGGGCAAGGUAGAGGCUCCACUUUGGUUCACCUUCUGGUGGUGGUUCUCAGCCUCAUCGCUUUCGGCUUCGCCGUUGCUGCCGAGAGACGAAGAAGCGUCGGACAUAUUGUACUAGAUGCAACUAAUGCAACGUACUGUGUCUACAAGUCUGAUGUUGCAACUGGCUAUGGAGUAGGUGCUUUUUUAUUCCUCCUCUGCAGUGAAACAAUACUGAUGGUUGUGACAAGUUGCAUGUGUUUCGGUAGACCACUAACCCCGGGUAGUGAUCGAGCUUGGUCCAUCAUUUAUUUUGUCUCUUCAUGGUUGACUUUUCUGGUUGCAGAAGCAUGUUUAGUUGCUGGUGCAAAGCAGAAUGCGUAUCACACCAAGUAUCGUGGCAUGAUCUUGGCUCAAAACUUCUCAUGCGAUACAUUGAGGAAGGGCAUUUUUAUUGCUGGAGCUGCAUUCGUAGUUGCGACGAUGAUCCUCAACGUCUACUAUUACAUGUAUGUCUCUAAGGCUACAGCUCCCCCCGGCCAUGCUGCUUCUAACAAGGUGAAUCAUUCGAGUUCAACUGUUGGGAUGACGGGGUACGGAGCCAGGGUGUGAGUUUGUAGUGGUGGUGGUGGUACUCUAGAAUAGGCAUUUUGUUUCGUGAAUCUAGUACAUUUAUAUAGAGCUAUAUAUAUGAUUAUAUUGUGGGUUGUGGAUGCACAGCACUGAAGUAGGAAGGCUUGUACUAAGCAAUGUAGAAGUUGAAUUGUCUGUGAAUUUGAGUAGAGGGAGGGACAGUUUAUCUGGUUUUUGGAUUAGUUCACAGAUUCCGGUAAGAGUCGAAACGAAGUGUUCUUUUAUAAAUUUGAGAGUUAGGAACUUGUAAUGUGUGUAUGGGGGUGAUAUGGCUUUAGUCCUCGGUGCUGUUGGCUUGUCAUACUCAAUUAAGGCCUGUUCUAACC